AUGAAUGGCAAGGGGACCACCGAUGCCAAGAUUCUUAGUGAAGUCGACCGGAGACUUCUCAAUAUUCUUUGCCCUGCCUUUUCCAACAAGGAUUUGGUCGAACCCAGCAAGGAGGGAACAGACCAAGAGCCCGACAAGCCCAAAAGUCUCGAGGAACUCAGCGACAGUAUCGGCAAGAAAAACGAGGCAUUAUCGUUUCUGCGGUCGCUCCUUACAGCCAUACAUUCCACCAAGCUUCCCAUAAAAGAAGGGAUGGGGUUGCAUGUUCGAAGCUUCAUCGAACGUGCGCAGGAGUUCUUACCCAUCUUUACUGAGGGUAUGAGCACAGAGUAUUAUGCCGGAUCUUCAUUUUUGAGGUCUGCCGCCUUGCAGUUGUCCGUCGAGUUAAAAAUGCACUACAGGAAUGGAGCGAUCGAUCUUUGCAAUAAGAUCGAAGUCCUAAAGCACAAGAAGGUUCUGCCUCAAGAAGCGAGAGAUUACAUUGCGCCCCAAAGAUCUGCGAUAGAGAAUUUCAUACUCUUGAACAGGGCCUGCGGGAGCCGUCGCUCAUUGGUGCCAAUAUCGCCUUUCGAUGUCAAGUUUAUUACUUUGUCAGAGCUGGAUCUAACCAAGAUCUUCUGGCAGCACCCUGUCUUGAGGCCUGUGCUUCAGUCGUACGCCAACCUGGACUUUUCAACUAUCGAGUAUCCCGAGCAACUCUCGCAGACCGAUGUUGGCGAAUGGCUGUCAACAACAACACCCGGUUUUCUCAUCACGAGGCUACUCACCGAUAUUGGCCGGUACUCAGCGGAUCAACGGAAAAAGCUCAAAAACUACUCCAGAUCGACCUUCCUGAUGCCUUCGAAGGAGAUGAAGAGUCAUCUCCAGAAUAUUCGAGCCGAUGACUUUGAGCCUACUGCAUACGCCGAGAAAGGCUAUGUUCUGCGUGGAUCGAUUCGGACAGACGUGUUCCGACUCCAAGUGCUUGCUUUCAAGUUGAAUGAGCUCCACUCGGUCAAGUACAGACGACUACCCGCGGAGAAGCUGCCUUCUCGACUAACAUCCACCGUUGGCGGCACGGAUUAUUUUUUGACGGAGAUCAGGAAUGUCGUUUCGGCCAAGCAGGAUCUCACCCAGCUCUGGAGUUGCGAUCCCAAGAAUAUCAACAUCCUCGGCAUUGACUUGGGCCAAGCAUUUGUCGUUGAAGCGAAUGUGAUUCUACCCACUCGCGAGCAGCUGAAUGUCAAUCAAGGACAAGAGCCUGGCGCCACUACCAUGGAGUCGCCUCAGUCGAGUACUGAGGCAAAGGAGGAUGAACAGGCCGAGGAACCGUUGCCCAAGUUUUUCAACUUGGCCGUCAAGCAGAAGGCUGUCUACCAACCUACCCUCAAGCAUAGAUGA
Linnemannia hyalina is the source of this 1380-nucleotide messenger RNA. Lineage: Eukaryota; Fungi; Mortierellomycota; Mortierellomycetes; Mortierellales; Mortierellaceae. The record is from the annotation of a GenBank genome assembly.